Molecule: messenger RNA, 2034 nt
Organism: Suillus plorans
Lineage: Eukaryota; Fungi; Basidiomycota; Agaricomycetes; Boletales; Suillaceae
Exons: 3
Coding region: 1-1947 (648 amino acids)
Source: RefSeq, a predicted model, not a curated record
AUGGCCGAUGUUGCAGACGACUGGAUUGUUGCUGACAGCGAAGACGAAGAUGCUUUACGACCUCUUCAAAUUGCCGACCAAAGCGGCCUCUUGAGCGGAGCCCCGUUUUCUACAGGCCCGGAAAACAUACAGCCGUCAACAAUUCAGACUGCUUCAUUUAUUACCAGUCAAGCACAGACUCCCCAGCGAGGACGUGAACCUCUCGACACAAGUAAUGUGUCUCUAUUUACACCACCUCCAGGCUACCAAGACUCUGAACCACCAAAUCCUUCUCCGUCACUUCCUCGUGGCGCGGGAACACCUGUACCGAAGUCUAAACCGCGCCCACGUCCUAUGCCGCGAAAGUCUCGAACUACGACUACCAUAUAUGACGACUUCAUCAAAGACGAUGAACUUCGUUCCUCUGGCUCACUCAUCGACUCUGCUUCUGUAAUCCCAGCUAGUACCUUGGCUGCAGACAGCAUCCGCCCUCCAACCACACCAUCUGCGGUUUCAGAUCUCAUCGAGGAAGUCGAUCCUGCGUUUAGCAUUGCCGACCGAGCCAAGACGCGCACUCGGAAGACUCAGGUUAAGAAGCCGACUUACGUGCCUGUCAACCAUGAUGUGAUAGAGUUAACGUCCGACUCCGACCUCGACGAACUAUCACUCAAGCCUCCACGGAAGCGGCAGAAAUCUCAAGACAAGCCCGUCAAGCCCAAGCCGAAACCCAGGCCUAAACCGAAGCCUAAAGCUAGGACAUCGCCUUUACUGAAGGUUCCUGAACAAAGCAUCGUCGAUACUCAGCCGAGCAACGUUGUGGUUCUUCCUGCACCGCACGAGCCAGUGCUUCCGUCUCAACUAUCUUCUACAACAUCACGCCUCCCGUCUUCUAUUCCUGCUUUACCCGAUUUGUCCUCUCCGCCCUCUUCUCCACCCCAGAUAACUCGUAAACGGAAGAAGGUUUCCCCGCUUCAGUCAGAAGUUCAUGGCGAAAAGAUGGAUGUAGACGUCGCCGAUACUUCGUCAUCCUCUAUUAUAGCACCUCCUCUAUUCUCUGCACAAUUGUCGCCCGUCGUCGCAGAAAUGGACAAUUCGCACACACUUGGAGAUGAAAACGGGGACGCAGACAUCAUCGUUGCUGCGAACAAGGGCAAGAAAAAGGACACAAAGUUGUCUUCUCGAGCGAAGGGGAAGAAAAAAGGUAGGAAGCAGGCUGACAGAGUCGAACUCGACGAUCUUGCGCACAAAUCCCCCAUGGAUGAACCAGCUGCAGGUAAUAAUGCCCUCGAAGACGACGAUUUCGUUGAGGAAGAGGAAACGACAGUUAUAUCGAAGAAGAAGGCACUAUCGAAACCCACCUCCACUGCAAAACCGAAACCGAAACCUAAGGCAAAAGGUAGAAGGAAAGCGGUUCUCUCGGAAAGUGAAAAUGAGGACGGCAACGACGACCCUCCUCGUUCGAGGUCACCUAACCCAAGUAGGCAUUUGCCCGAGGACGAAGACUCUCGAGACGACAACCCCAAGGGGUCCGAAAUCAUUGUAACCCCUGAGAUAACCAAGAAUAUUCCACCGAAAAGCAUAGCUCCCCCACCAAAGCAGACUCCGUCUGUCACUCUCCAGUCACGCGCCUUCAGCAUCAAACCCAAGUCGACCCCAAUGUCAGAGCUCAUCCGACGUGUCAACUCACAACCAAAUUCACCGUUCUCAAACGGGCCUUCCUAUUCGCCAUUGGUGAAGUCUUCGCGAACGAUGCUUUCACGGAUUGCACCACUCCACACCAACCGACGGACCCCUCCACCACCAUUACCGAGACCUCCCCCGCCGAAGAAGAGCAAGAAGCAGAUAGAGAUGGAGGAGCGUAUCGAGGAGGAGUUGUCGGAGACUGUUGAGGGGUGGUCGUGUAUGACUGACGAGGAGAGGAGGAACUUGCGGAGAGCGCGAAUUGAUGCUGAGUUGGGUUAUGAAUGAUUGCGAGUCGUGCCAGUGUAUUUUUAUUCCUUGUCAUGCCGUUUACUUUUUUAUUACUAUGUAUUGUGCAACUUCAUGGGGAGCUUG